Messenger RNA from Triticum aestivum (bread wheat), 1663 nucleotides. RefSeq lists its product as uncharacterized. The record is from RefSeq and is a predicted model, not a curated record. Gene Ontology annotation, molecular function: protein binding. NCBI's taxonomy places the organism in Eukaryota, Viridiplantae, Streptophyta, Magnoliopsida, Poales, Poaceae. The coding region runs from base 69 to 1031 and encodes 320 amino acids. The transcript is spliced from 2 exons.
CUUUCUUUCGAAGCUUACUGCACCACUCCUUUUUGCUUUGCUCCGGGACAGAUCGAGCGAGAUCCAGGAUGAACUCCCGGCCAGCGACCAUGGCGGAGGCCGCACCGCCUCCUCUCCUCGGCGGCCUCCCUGACGAGAUCGCCAUCUGGGAGAUCCUCGUCCGCCUGCCCCCCAAAGACCUCCUCCGCUGCCGUGCCGUCUGCCGUGCCUGGCGCUGCACCACCUCCACCCGCGACUUCCUCCUCACCCACCACGCCCGCCAGCCCUCCCUCCCUCUCUCCUACGUCAAAAAUUACGGCGGCGACCUUUUCACCCUAGACAUCAUCUCCUUCGACCACCAGGGAGGGGCCGCCACCCCCCAGACCGUCGCGCGACUUCGCCGCCAUAUCUUAAUUCCGAGGGUCUCCUGCGACGGCUUAAUCGUCUUCUGGAUAGAAUGCAAAGCUGGUCAACAACUAUUCAUCUGCAACCCGGCGACUCGUCAGUAUGGUUGCCUCCCGAUGCUUUUUGGCGGUCCCCUGUCCGCCGUGGGGAUGCCUUUUGGCGCUCCCCGACCCGUGGCCGUGGGGAUGUACUCACACAGCCCAACCGGCGAGUACCGACUACUAUUGCUGCAGAAAGCUGAAGCACCAGAUGGCUCCUCCCUCGUCUACACAUACGCUUUAGGCUCCAGCCAGCCGCCGUGGCACCUACACAUCGAAGGCCCCAAUUUGAACGAACUGGACUACGAGCACGAGGUCUGGGCUUUUAAAUACCGGGUUGAAAUACCGUAUGCGGAGCUCACCUUGCAGUUUGGAUUGUUUUACCCGCGUGAUUGUGUGGUGUUUACUUCUUGGGUUGGCGAUGUGGCAGUGCUGGUCCCGUUUGGCCGCUGGUUACUUCAGCUUGACGUGGGUGGCAAGCUGGUUGCCAGUUUCGAGGACAGCGGUGGACUCAUUGGUCAGCCAUAUCAGCUCAAGCAAACUCUUGUUCAGCAUACCUUCUUUCUUACACUAGAGGGUUAUGUUGUCAAUGGUUCGCCUUUCAUCUGAAGAGAAGAUUAUGUUGUGAACACGUAGCCUUUCAUCCGAGGGCUGUUGACUCUGGUGGUGCUGUCGUAUGUAUUAACCGGGUCCACUGUGAGCCCACUACCUGCUUUGCUAAUAUAUUAAAAAUAAUGAUGAAGAAGCUUGGAUUAUGUUAUAGCCGGCUUAGUUUAUAUCUGGAAGAGGCCCACCGGGCAGUAGUUAGGGGGCUUGACCCACAAGUUAUCUUAGAUUAAUUAUUAUGCAAGUUAUCUAAGUUAUAAAUAUAGGCUGUAAGACUCUUUCGGAAUCAAGCAAUAAGAAGAAUAUUAUCUCCUAUUGCCUGGCUCCCUAAGGAGCCGGAAACCCUAGCCGCCAACAGCCCUAACCGCCGCCGCCCUUCUCCUAGCUCGCGACGGCGCCCUGCCGCCGGCGCGCCCGUUCCUCGCCACGCCCUCCUCCAUCCUUCCCUUAUCACCUACGGCCUAGACCUGGUAGAGUACUUGAUUCUACCAAUUUGGUAUCCAGAGACACCAGGCCGAUCAUGUCACUCCCUCCAUCACCGCCGCCGUUACCAUCCACCUCCGUCCCGCUCUCGCUGCCGCCGACCACUUCCACGGCGAUGACGGAGAUCGCGUCCGGGACCACCGCCCCCUCUA